UGGUAAUGGCUUCUACUUACUGAGCUACCUUUAUGAGAAAGCCAAAUACAAUCCAAAGAAAAUUCAUGAGAUAUGAUGCAUCGGCUAGUAAAACUAUAAAAAUAUGAUUGCCUGAACAUUUAAUUGUCACGAUAGCUAGUAAUUUUCAUCGAAUUUUAUUCGGGGCCUACGAAAUAUGUGUUGAAACUGUUUACCGAGCAACGAACGUAACCAUUAUACUCAUUGCUACGUUGGACCCAGCCCGAUGCGAAGGAACCCAACAUUCGGCGUGAUAUCACAAGAUUUAUAUUGCACUAGGUGACAUGCCUAGCAGUCGUGAUAUUGAACGAGCUGAACGUAAUGGAAGAUUUCGAUCGCGUAGAAGAGACAGUACAGGCAGUGAUAUAAAUCGUCACAGUUUUGACGGAUCCGACAGGAAGCACAGAAGGCAUGGAAAAAGUAAGAGUUCUGGAAAGAAGAAAAAAAAGAGGUCAAGAGAUAAAUCUAUAGAAAAUGUACCUACUGUAGCUUCCUCCAUUGUUAAACCUUUGGUUGAGUACUCGGAUGUGAGUAGCGAGGACUUGUCUGAACCAGAAGCAGGAGAGAUUCAGUCAGAAGAUAGCAGGGGUAAUAGCUAUACGGACGGAGAAGUACCUGAAACAGUUUUACAGAGACGUUAUUAUGGAGGGAGUCCAGUUCGUGCCCUUGGAGCAUCACCUAUUAGUCUUUCACCGUCUCCUCCAGUUCCACACAGGCAUUCUGGCAGACAUUAUUCACCGAAUGAACAGCAGCCUUCAGCAAUGCAUGGCGAUACACCCGAAUACGAAGAAGAGUCCCGACGAUAUGCAAGAAGAAAAGAGAAAAAACACAAGCGAGAAAAGAAAAAGAAAAGAAGUCUCAGUCCAUCGUCUAGCACUGGAAAGAAGAAGAAACGGAAGUCUAAAAGACAUUCUCAUAGUAUGAGCCCGCACCACGUGCCAGAUGAAAUUAUCAUAAGUCCAGAUCAUGAUAAACCAGUCGGGAAUUGGUCCGAGUCGCCGCCUUUACCACUGAAAGAUAGUACCUCGCCAAUAUCGCCUGCAACACCUCAGGAGCAAAGAUGUUUAAGUGAUGUCGAACUUGAAAUGUCUAGGCAGCCUCGAAACGUAACACCUCCGCCGCUUCCUCCAAGGCCGACAGAAUCCCCGCAUACCCCUUUGUUACCGCCAAGAGCAACAACGCCGGAAAGUAAUAAAGCAACUCUGUCUACGAUAAAACACACACCUGAAAGGCAAAAGCACAGUCCUAGUAUUCACGUUCGACGUAGCAGCGUUAGCCCAGGACCAACUUCGAAUCGUAGAAGGCCUCACAGCCCAAGCCCGCCGUCUAGACGAAGGGACCAUAGUCCAACAAGAAGAAGAGAUUUCAGUCCAAACCCAAUGGUGCAUAGACUCAGGCAUAGUCCCAGUCCGUCCUCGAGACGACGAGAAUUUAGCCCAAGCCCUGUGAGUCAUCGACGUAGGGGAGAUCCCGUUAGUUCUCCACCUUCGAAUAAACGCAGAAGACGGGAGGAGCCCGAUCGACGACACAGACAUCAUGAAAAAGACAGAAGGGAUAAAAGAAAGUCAAGGCCAACUAGAAGUCCUACUGGAAGCAGGUUGCAUUUACCUCUUUCUCGUUCACGAUCUCGAAGUCCUGGAAGAUGGCGGAAAAUGCAGUCACGUUCGAGGUCACGCUCGCGUAGACGAAGUCGCACUCCAAAGAAAUCACGUUCUCCCAGCAAGUCUCACAAAUCUACGAGGAAGCACAAGUCAAAAAGCCCGCGACCCUCGAGAAUACCGUCUCCUUCUCCUCACAGAUCCAGACCGAGAAGCCCGUCAAGCAUCACAGCACGAAAUCUCCGGGUACAGGCAAAGAUUAGUGAAACUAGUUUGUUCGCGGAACUCGUGAAGGACAGAAAUAUGAGAGAGUUGGCGUACAAAAAGUUACAGGCAGCCAAAGAAAAGGCUGUUAAUCAGGACGAAGUUCAGAUCAUAGAAGGGACAGACGACAAAGAUGCCAGCAAUACAUCGUCCGAAAAUAAAGCUUCCGUCGACAAUAAAGACAAAUACGUGAAUCACAAAGAUCAAUUAAAGACAACGAUCGAAAGCUUAAAAUCUGUUGAUGUUGUGGAUAUUCCUGUUCCAGUGUCAGACGAUAGUGGAAUCGCGGGAAAGACACCACCGUUGCCCAUGGCACAAUCUGUCAGUGCACCGAACUUAAUACCUGGAGGUAAUCAGCCUCCAACUGUUGUAUAUACUUCACCUACAAUCACCACGUCUAAUAAUUGUCCAGUGACUAUUACAAAUAGCCCAAUCUUUCCAACUGUUACCAAUGUACAAGCACCACCCCCGUUGCCACAGUCCGAUCCUGCGAACGCGUCGGGUUUACCGCAAUCAUCUGUGCCAGUACCGAUUCCUGUACCAGUACCUGUUCUACCAAACAUGUCUGUUCCACCGCCACCGAUACCGAUUCCAGUCCCGGCGCCAAACACGGCCAUGUCGAAAUUCAAUCCUCCUAAUAAUUUAGUUCCUCUUAAGUCUGUGGAUCCCCCUAAACCCCCUAUCGUGGCAUUCAAGACAAAAAGUUUGUCACGGUUACCGUUACCGCCUGGAAUUAAUCAAAAUGAUUUGGAGAGUAUAGACUCGCCGCCAAGUAGGUCACCGAGUCCACCAAGCAAGGCGCAAAUGAAGUUUCCCGCUUCGGCACCGAAAGCACCACCGAAGAAAAGUAUCAAAGAUCUACCUAUGCCUCCAGUCGUUCCUGGGUCGGAAGAUCUGAGCGGCGAAGAUGAUCCGAAUGCAACGCCGCCACGCACGAAGGUUGAGCGUGUCCCGCCGAAACCGAAGUUGAAGAGACCAAAAAUCCUAAAACGCAGAAGUUCGAGAAAUUGUCACACGCCUAUGUCGGCUUCGGGUGGGAAAGACUGGGGAGAACGCUGCGUCGAUGUAUUCGAGGUUAUAGCCCAGAUAGGGGAGGGUACUUACGGCCAGGUUUACAAAGCUCAAGACAAACGAGCCGGGGUACUUGUUGCAUUAAAGAAAGUCCGGUUGGAAAACGAGAAAGAAGGGUUUCCCAUUACGGCUGUACGUGAAAUCAAAAUUUUGCGACAGUUGAACCAUAAAAACAUCGUGAACUUACGGGAGAUCGUUACGGACAAACAGGAUGCCUUAGACUUCAGAAAGGACAAAGGAUCGUUCUAUCUUGUGUUCGAGUACAUGGAUCACGAUUUAAUGGGUCUAUUAGAAUCCGGGAUGGUCGACUUCAAUGAAAUGAAUAAUGCAAGCAUUAUGAAGCAACUAUUAGACGGAUUAAAUUACUGCCACAGUAAAAACUUCUUGCACAGGGACAUCAAGUGUUCGAACAUAUUGAUGAACAACAAAGGGGAAGUGAAGCUAGCGGAUUUCGGACUCGCAAGGCUGUACAAUGCUGAGGACAGGCAACGUCCUUACACGAACAAAGUGAUUACUCUGUGGUAUAGACCACCUGAAUUGUUACUCGGGGAAGAACGUUACGGACCCGCGAUAGACGUUUGGAGUUGUGGUUGUAUUCUAGGAGAAUUAUUUUCUAAGAAACCACUGUUUCAGGCGAACGUAGAGAUGAUGCAAUUGGAGAUGAUCUCCCGAGUCUGUGGUACACCGACUCCUGCCGUUUGGCCUUCUGUGAUAAAAUUGCCGUUGUGGCACACACUCAAGCCAAAAAAAUCGCAUAGAAGACGCUUACGAGAAGAUUUCUCGUUCAUGCCGGCACCAGCCUUGGAUCUGUUAGAUAAAAUGUUAGAAUUAGAUCCUGAAAAGCGAAUAACAGCCGCUGACGCGCUUAAAAGUUCUUGGCUGAAAAAUGUUCAACCCGAGCAGAUGCCGGCACCUCAGCUGCCUACUUGGCAAGAUUGUCAUGAGCUCUGGAGCAAAAAACGAAGACGUCAAUUGCGAGAACAGCAAGAGAGCUCUGCAGGAAAGAUACCUCUGCUACCUCUUCCAAAUAAAGGAGGUCCUCAUAAGGCUAUUGAAGAUCUAUCAGAUGUCGGGGGGUCUUCCAAACGUUUAAAAAUGGAAGCAGGCUACAGUUCUCAUCCAAACCGACUUGGUACCGAUUCCCAUUACGGGGGCGAUAAUUUGUUUAAUCAGAGUGGGCCAUUUAUGGUCUCACCUUCAUCAUAUUAUUACGCCAGUCCUCCACCAGUCAAACCUCGACUCAAAGGAGAUGCUGGCUCUCAUGUAACAGAGCUAUGUGCUGAAGAUAGUCUUGCUCGCAAAUUAAGUAUUCUCACAAAUGCCUUAAAUCAGGGAAAGCCGAUUCGUGUUGAUGAUCUCAUGUCACUUCGAUCAGAUAAUGAGAGUGACCCAAGAGUAGUACAGUUGUUGGGAGAAUUGCACACCGAACUUCGACUUGCUGCAAACUCAAGACCAAGUGGACAGCUAGAAUCUCACCUUCCUGUAUUAAAUCCACCAUCGUUAGAUACAAAUUCCUCUCACUCAGGAAACUUCGACGCGCACGCAGUUUAUGCUGGCGACGAUGCAAUGAGUUCUGGAAGAUGGUCACAACUGGCUACAGCUGGUGUUCGCAGUGCAUUAUUGGCGCUUAUGUCGCGCUACGGUUUGGAAACAUACAAUCCUUCCCCUGCUAUCACCCGACCCCCAGGUAAACCGGCAUCCAGCCUGACGCAGAACCUUUUCCUGCCCUCGACCUCCUCUCAGUCGGCAUUCAGCUCGUAA
Molecule: messenger RNA, 4712 nt
Organism: Dufourea novaeangliae
Lineage: Eukaryota; Metazoa; Arthropoda; Insecta; Hymenoptera; Halictidae
Gene: Cdk12
Product: cyclin-dependent kinase 12
Exons: 11
Coding region: 303-4712 (1469 amino acids)
Biological process (GO): positive regulation of transcription elongation by RNA polymerase II; protein phosphorylation; transcription elongation by RNA polymerase II
Cellular component (GO): nucleus; cyclin/CDK positive transcription elongation factor complex
Molecular function (GO): ATP binding; cyclin-dependent protein serine/threonine kinase activity; RNA polymerase II CTD heptapeptide repeat kinase activity
Source: RefSeq, a predicted model, not a curated record